This is a messenger RNA of Sorghum bicolor (sorghum), 844 nucleotides long. RefSeq lists its product as uncharacterized. The transcript has 2 exons. The record is from RefSeq and is a predicted model, not a curated record. NCBI's taxonomy places the organism in Eukaryota, Viridiplantae, Streptophyta, Magnoliopsida, Poales, Poaceae. Bases 98 to 391 code for a protein of 97 amino acids.
GUCUGGACUUCGUCCAUUCCCUUUUGCUCGCGCACGCGCUCGUCGUCUCUCGAGACCCCGAACCUCACCGCCGGCGACGACCAAGAGGAACGCGACGAUGGCGACGGCGCUCGGCCGCGGCGCGCGCUCUGGACUCCGACUCCUCGCCGCAGGCGCCGAGUCCUGCUCAGCACCCGCUUCUCGUUCGUUCCAUUCUACUGGCAUAAGGAGGAUGGGGGCGCACGCUCAUGAUGAGCCAUACUACGUCCACGCCAAGCACAUGUACAACCUGCACAGGAUGAAGCACCAGCAACUUAAGGUGUCCCUCGCCGUGCUGGCUGCGGUAGGCACUGGUGUUGGAGUCCCUGUGUAUGCAGUUGUUUUCCAGCAGAAGAAGACUGCAUCUGCAUAAUCUGCAAUGCCCGAGAAAGCACAACAUCAAACAUUACCUGUCCACGAAAUUUGUUUCCCCAUUUUCCCUAUAGCAUUUUGAGAAGUUCAGGCUGGAGCUUCAGUUUUGCUUGGCCAUUUCUCUAUUUUCUCUUGCUGCAGGUUUGCACUCUGCGCUCAUUGGAUUUUGAUGUAGGAAUACCGAUAUAUCUGUUAAUAAUACGAUGUCUUGAACUUUUCCAAGAUGUGGAGCUGACAGAAAGUCUAACUUUGCUUAGCCGGUUUUCCGUUGAAUGUAUGGAAUGUUACAUCUGCUGCUGCGCAGUAUGGUAAGCAGUUGUAUGUUGCUGACAGCUGACAGUCGCCCUGUGAGCUCUCAGCUCUCAAAUGUUAGUUUCGGUGGUGGGGAAUGCUUUGCCUUGGAGUUGAAAUACAAUUGUCUGUAGCUUGCACUGUUGCAAGGUUCAUUCCGUAA